ACCGCUCUCAAAUCUCAACGGUGAUAAACUUGGAGACAAGGAACAGAAAGCGUGUGUGAUUGGUUGGUGGAUUCACUGACGUUAUCUGUUCCCUUCAAUUGCACAGACCCAUCUUCAAAAUUUGCUGAAGUACACAAGACCCGGAACACACUCUCAAGUCUCAUCUCACUCUUUCAGUUCUCCUCCAAUGGAGAUCAUCACCUUGAAGCAGGCUCUAAUCCCAGCUAGCCUGCGUAGUGCGUCUAUUUCAGCCUUCGGGUUUCCUCCUCCUUGUCUGAAAUUCCAUCCCGCUAAUCAUGGCAGAAGGCUUCUCAUGACAAGAGCGGCUGUUGCUGUUGAGCAGCAGGCGCAGACCAGGGUUUCACUCAUAAGGAUAGGCACAAGAGGGAGCCCAUUAGCACUUGCUCAGGCUUAUGAGACACGGGAUAAACUGAUGGCCACACAUCCGGAACUAUCUGAAGAAGGGGCAAUUGAAAUUGUAAUUAUAAAAACAACAGGUGAUAAGAUACUCACUCAACCGCUUGCAGAUAUAGGUGGAAAGGGCCUUUUUACGAAAGAGAUAGAUGAGGCACUCUUGAAUGGUGAAAUUGAUAUUGCUGUCCACUCAAUGAAGGAUGUGCCUACAUAUUUACCUGAUGGGACAAUUUUACCAUGCAACCUUCCACGUGAGGAUGUUCGAGAUGCAUUUAUUUCAUUGAGUGCACGAUCUCUGGCUGAGCUUCCAGCUGGCAGUAUAGUUGGUAGUGCCUCCCUUAGAAGAAAGUCACAAAUACUGAACAGAUAUCCUUCUCUUAAAGUGGAGAUGAACUUCAGAGGCAAUGUUCAGACACGGUUGAGAAAAGUUAGGGAAGGAGAGGUCCAAGCAACCUUAUUGGCAUUGGCUGGGCUCAAACGCCUUGAUUUGACAGAGAAUGUUACUGCAAUUCUAUCUAUUGAUGAAAUGAUUCCUGCUGUUGCUCAAGGAGCAAUUGGAAUUGCAUGUCAAAGCAAUGAUGAUAAAAUGGCUAAUUACAUAGCUUCCUUGAACCAUGAAGAAACCAGACUAGCAGUUGCAUGUGAGAGGGCUUUCCUUGAGACCUUAGAUGGGUCAUGUCAAACCCCAAUUGCAGGUUAUGCAUGUAAGGACAAUGAGGGCUACUGCAUAUUUAGAGGUUUGGUGGCCUCCCCAGAUGGAACCCAAGUAUUUGAAACUUCAAGGAAAGGUCUAUAUAUUCUUGAAGAUAUGAUUGCAAUGGGAAAGGAUGCUGGCAAGGAACUACUUUCACGGGCAGGUUCUAGUUUCUUUGACAACCUUAAAAAAGCACCAAAAUAAAAACACAGAGAGAGAGAGAGAGAGAUGUUUGGCGUGGCUUUCAGCUUUCAUUUUUGUAGGUGUGUCCAAAAGGAUAGCUUUUGAGUUAUUUGUAUUUUCUAAAUGUAAUGGAUAUGGUUGUAUGACUCGUUGUAUAUUUAGAGAUGGCAUGUUUUGAUUAACAGGAGAUUUCAUUCUUUA
Nelumbo nucifera (sacred lotus) is the source of this 1492-nucleotide messenger RNA. It is a transcript of the gene HEMC, whose product is annotated as hydroxymethylbilane synthase. The record is from RefSeq and is a predicted model, not a curated record. Gene Ontology annotation, molecular function: hydroxymethylbilane synthase activity. Lineage: Eukaryota; Viridiplantae; Streptophyta; Magnoliopsida; Proteales; Nelumbonaceae. Gene Ontology annotation, biological process: heme biosynthetic process. Gene Ontology annotation, cellular component: cytoplasm.